AUGCAGGCACAAUUAUUUACGAGCACUGCUCCCACUUUGGAGGCAAACCUCAGACAUACAAGGGACGCGCCAUCGCCCAAGAAUGCAAACAGUCUAAAGUCCGAUCAGCUCAUCGUCAGAGUCACAGCGGCGGCACUCAACCCAGUGGACUACAAGCUGGCAAGUCUUCCUCUCAUCGGUCGCUUAAUCAUAGGUCGACCGGCUGCGCCAGGCCUAGAUUAUGCUGGCUGGGUUGCUUCCGAACAGCCGCCAAGUCCAUUCAAGCAAGGCGACAAGGUGUUUGGACGGAUCACUCCUCCUCGCAAGGAUGGAACACUUGCUGAGUACAUCGUCGUCAGUCACGACGAAGUAGUGCCGCAGCCAUCGGAAUUGAGCGCCGAGGAUGCGGCGUGCAUUGGCACCGCGGGCUUGACAGCAUAUCAGUCCAUCGCACCUUACGUCAAGAAAGGUGACCGUGUCUUCAUCAAUGGUGGAAGUGGCGGCACUGGAUGCUUCGGCAUACAGAUAGCGAAGUGCCUCGGAUGUCAUGUCACAACAACCUGUUCGACAGCAAACGUGGAGCUCUGCCGAGACCUGGGAGCUGAUGAAGUGAUCGACUACCGAAGCACGAAUGUAACCACAACAUUGAUCGGCAGCGGUCGAAGCUAUCAACAUGUGGUCGACAAUGUUGGCGCCGACCCGAACUUGUGGCGGACUCUGGGCAAAUGGUCCGGUGACAGCGCGAUCUACGUCCAAGUAGGAGCAGAGAUCAGCUUCGUUACACUAGGUGAUAUAGUCAGAAAAAUGUUGCAGCCCAGCUGGCUAGGAGGAACCAAUCGAAAGUUCUCAAUGGCUUCGGUGACCUCGAAUGCGGAACACCUCAGCCAGAUCGGGCAAUGGGUAGCCGAAGGAAAGAUCAAGGUCAUCAAGGAUACAGUUCUGCCUUUCAAAAACGCGAGUGAAGGCUUCACGCGGCUACGCACCGGACGGACGAGGGGCAAGAUCGUCAUCCGAGGUCCUGAGUGA
This is a messenger RNA of Cyphellophora attinorum, 1005 nucleotides long. Its product is annotated as Zinc-type alcohol dehydrogenase-like protein. The transcript has 2 exons. Gene Ontology annotation, molecular function: oxidoreductase activity. Bases 1 to 1005 code for a protein of 334 amino acids. The record is from RefSeq and is a predicted model, not a curated record. Lineage: Eukaryota; Fungi; Ascomycota; Eurotiomycetes; Chaetothyriales; Cyphellophoraceae.